CUCGCUCAACACACAUCACCACAACCACGCACCGCGCCUCCCACAAAUCCAACCCCAAUAACCUCUCACCACUCCAGAUACCCACCACCAAAAUGAUCGACCAACGCAUUUUCGAGGAUCUCCAGGCCAAGAUCGACGAGGAGACCACCGUCCGCGACGAGCUUCACGAAAUUGUCCAGACUCUUGCGAGAAAAGGACGAUCCACCCAGGCUAUUCUCUCAAGGGCACACUCUACCCCUGCUGAUCAGCUCAAGCCCGUGCUUGAUGAUGCUGCCGUCGAGAUCCUCGCCCAGAAACAAGAGGUUCUUCGGUUGAAGGCUGUCGCGGAUCAACAUCCGUUCUACAAGUACAAUGGUCUGUGGACCCGCGAGUUGCAGAACCUGGUCACCUCAAUCGAGCUGUGUGCCUGGCUCGGCGGACUACAGGAGCAUAAGGGCCUGAGCUCAGCUUCAUUCCUCACUAUUGAAGAAGUUGGCAAGUUCCUGGAAAUCCCUGUUAACCUGAAGGAACAAGAUGCGUUCCACCUCACCAUUGAGGAGUAUCUACUGGCAUUGAUCUCCGUGGUCGAGGAGCUGUCGCGCCUGGCCGUGAACUCGGUCACACUCGGUGACUAUGAGCGCCCUCUCCAAAUUGGUAAUUUCAUCAAGGAUCUCUUCGCUGGUUUCCAGCUGCUCAACCUGAAGAACGACAUUCUGCGGAAGCGAAGCGAUGGCAUCAAGUACAGUGUCAAGAAGGUCGAGGACGUAGUCUACGAUCUGUCGCUGCGGGGUCUGGUCCCCAAGGGCAGUGCUGCCGCAUGAAUGGCUAGUUCAAAGAUUUCGAGAGGGGAAAAAAAAGGGUCAUUGAGAUCCGGGAUAUUUAACGAAUGCCAAAAAAAAAAUAUUUAACGCGUAUUAUGUAUUAUCCAAUUUCCAUCGUUAAGCACAUGGACAUGCAUAAUUCGUACAUGGGUAACAAUCGCCGGAGUAUAGGUACAAAGACAAAGGCGAGUAAGCGAGAAAAACAAAACAGACAAGACAACGUGAAGACUCAAGCUCACGAGAGCUUAGCCUGCUCAGUACCCGCUGCAGCCUUAAGAGCAGAAGCCGAAAUACCAGCCUCCUUAGCCUUCUGAAUCGCCUGGACGAUAGGCUCCUUCAGACUCUCGGGCUUGGUAAGCGAGGACCAACGGCCAACAACCUUACCGUCCGCCCCGAUCAAGAACUUCUCAAAGUUCCACUUGACGCGCUUGAGACCGAGCGUACCGGGCAUAGCCUCCUUCAUGUACGUGAAGACCGGCGCGGCCUGGUCACCGUUAACGUCCAGCUUGCCGAGCACGGGGAAGGUCACGCCAUAGUUGAGCUGGCAGAAGGACUGGAUCUCAUCGUUGGAGCCCGGAUCUUGCGACUUGAACUGGUUGCAGGGGAAGCCGAGAAAUUCAACGUCUUCGGGGUACUCCGCCUUGAGCUCCUUGUAGAGCUUCUCGAGACCCUCGAAUUGAGGGGUGAAGCCGCACUUGGAGGCGGUGUUGACGGCGAGAACGACCUUGCCGUUCAGCGAGGAGAGGGGGAAGGGCUGGCCCUUUUCUGUUUGAAUGUGAAGAAGUGCGUUAGUUGGUGGGUUUUCUCAAGAGCUUGCCACGGGCCGAAGCCUGGGCUACAGGAACAAACUACGGAGGUGCGGGCGCGGGGAGGGGAUGCGCGGGGGUGUACGCACUGUCGGCGGGCUCGAAAUCGAAGAAGGUGGUCGCGGAGGACAUGGUUCUGGAUUGAUAGAAGCGUGGAUAGGAGGCGAGAGGUUGAGGCGUGAGAGUGCCUUUGGAGGUUAAAUGGUGAUAAUGACGCGAUGACGUAGAGAAGUGACCGUUGCGGGGAGAGUUGCAAGACGGAAGGAUUAGAAGGCGGAAGAAGAGAGAAAAUUGGCGGUAUAAAGGCAAAGGGCGCAUGAUGGCCGGUUUUGUACAGAGCAAGCCGAGGUCCCCUCACAGAAGACUAGGGAACUUGCCAGUCUCCUAGCUGGAAGCCCCUACAUUACCAAUGAUCGGAGGUCCAGGCACGGAAUGCUCCCAGACCCGACGGUUGCAGUUUGACGCCGAGCCGAUCGAUUGAAAAUCAGCGUGUUGAUUGGACGAGCCGUUUAUGGUUCACCAUCUCGUUCUCGCUCUUUUUUGACGUACGAUUCCACUAGGGCUGUCCACUUUUCUACACGGCGGGUUUGACCAGGAGGAUUAUCACGCUUAGCUAGGCUAAUGACUAGUGUGCAGUACAUAAUUUCCAUGGAAGCGGAUAACUAUUUGGAAUACUCGGAACAGUUUGGAAUAAAGAACAUUAGAGAACAUGGACAAGCGGAUUUGGUUGGUGGACGUGGUUUUGCUUAGAAGAGCUUGACGGUCUCGACUCCACGCCCACUCGGGAGGCUUUUUCACAAGCCCAGCGAUUCAAUGCUGUGCACAAUUUUGCAUGACGUGGGACCACGCGAUUUUGGGCUAGAUUUCCCUUUCGAGUAAAAGAAGCUCGACAGAAUCGUAUGGUUUAUGGCGGCUUGAUUUCCCAUCAUCCCCUCCAUUAUUAACCCAAAGGUCCAAUGAGCAUAAUCCUCUGUCAACUGCCGGGGUCCGACGGCCCACAUAGUAGUCGUAUGCAUCGCCCUCGACGGGGAUUUCACCAAAAUGAGACAACAUUUGAGAAUGGUUAUCCCCUUGUAGUCCCUACAGACCCUAUCGGGCUGUCCGAAUAUUGUUGUGGCGUAUCGCAUGGCCCAAGUCGUAGAUUUUCGUACCGUACCAAUGCCAAACCGAAGUAGGCACAGCCACCACCGGAAUGCCGAUGAGAAACAAUUCUUCGAGGGUCCAUGCAUCAUUUACCCGUCGUAAGGAAUCUUCAGCGACAGAAGAUGAUGAGGGGUUACCCCCCAUCAAUUCAUCCCUCAAUCUCCGCCUUGAGAACGUCCACAUCAAGCUCUGCCAUCACGCCUAGGACCACGCCCAGGCUUUCCAUGAAUCCGUUCACCGCGACUCGAAGCAUACGGUUCGUGGUCGCACGAUAGGUAGUCUGCAGAACGGUCUUCGACUCGUCCGGAUCCUGCUUCUGCUUCUUCUCUUGCGGCUCGCUGGGGGUUUCGGAGGCGGGGGCCGUCAGGGUAAAGGUGCGUCGCACAUGUGGUGAGAGCUCGGAGUCGACUUCGAGGGUCUGGAGGGCAGAGGAUGCCAGACGAUGCGUUGGGAGUGGGAGGGAUAUGGUUCUGUUCACAGUGUCAGUGUCGCAUUCCUGCUGGUAAUGUGCGCUAGAUAUUUUUUGGCAUGUCUCCCAAAAGGCGGGGUGGGAUCGUACAGUGAGUAUGGAAAUUCGGUGUCGGGGAAUUGUUGGGUGGCCAUGGUGUGUGGUAGUUGUCAAAAUGCGAUUAUUGAUGCGCCCUGGUGUGUGCCACGGGAAACUCCAAGUUCAAUGACGCCGGAUUGGGGUUAACGCUGGCUGUUGCUGUGCGGAAGACUGUCUGCGGCGAUCUAAAGAUUCGAGAGUCAAAGAUUACAUGUAAUCAUGUAAUAUAUAAUACAGUUUCUAGCGUUGAGGGUCGAUGAAUACCGUAAUAAAAAACAGCACCUCUAUUACGACUAACCGGAUACGGGAACACAAAGAGAGGAUCGAGAACCAGGUUGAAAACGAGGAUGGG
Penicillium brasilianum is the source of this 3648-nucleotide messenger RNA. Lineage: Eukaryota; Fungi; Ascomycota; Eurotiomycetes; Eurotiales; Aspergillaceae. The record is from the annotation of a GenBank genome assembly.